ACGUCAAAUUUUUUCACAUAUGCCAUCUAUUCAAACGUUGCAUUUAGCGCUUCAGAAAAUACCAGUCUCCGCAGGUUUGAACACUUUUAUUUUGAGACAUUUGGAAUCUAUAGCUCCAAAGAUGUCAGUGAAAAAUAAAGUGUGCAUUCUUAUGUGGGACGAGGUAUCUAUUCAACCCAAGAUCACAUAUGAUAACCGUAAGGAUAUCAUAUGUGGACUUGAGGAUUGGGGCAAUAAUCGCACCGGAAAGAUGGCUGAUCACGUUUUGGUAUUUAUGCUUCGCGGAUUAUACACGGGCUGGAAGAUGCCCAUUUCUUAUAAUUUUUGUUGCAAACAAACAAAUACAGCGCAAUUAGUACGUUGUAUUAAAGAACAUGUUUCCAAAAUUAACGAUCUAGGCUUUCACAUCGUUGCAACAGUUUGUGACCAGGGAUCUUCGAACAUGGCUGCAAUAAAGGAACUGCUACUGCGUACGGACAUGAAACGCAAGUCUUCUGAAAGAACUCAGAGUCAAACGUUUGAAGUGGGGCAAUAUGUAAUUGUUCCCUUAUAUGACGGACCACAUCUCAUCAAAGGCGUGAGGAAUAACUUAUUAACAAAGGACUUAGCGAUGAGCUGCGAGAAUGGCGUAUCAGCGAAAAUUGCAUCGUGGGACAUAAUUAAGACUGCGUGGAUUAUGGACAGAGAGACACACAAAAUUCGACCGCAAUUAAAAAAAAUUAAAUGUGAGCACAUUAUGGAGGAUAAAAUUAAGAAAAUGCGUGUGAAAUAUGCCGUUCAAGUGUUAAGUGGUACAAUGGCAAGCUGCAUUGAAACAUUGGCCACAUCAAAUUGUGUUGUUCGCCACGAAGAUAAGGACUUAAAAAUAGAGGAAAACGAAGGACUUGCCACCGCGGAAAGUGUUAACUUUUUCAACGAUUUAUUUGACAGUGUGAAUGGAAGUGAUAAAGAGUGUGUUGAAGACAAUGACCUGCGACAAGCGGUGAGUGAAACAAGUGUUCAUCAUGUUUUCUGGGUAAGUGCAAAACGUAUAUUACGCGAAAUGAAAUAUGUUGAUAAGAUUUCACGUGAAAUUAUUAAGAAUGUGCCAACUGUUACAAACUGGAAAUUCACUAUAGACGGGUUUCAAAAAUUAUGAGAUAUUUUACAUUCACAAUUUGGUUUUCAUAAAUUAAAUGCUCGAUAUUGUAAUCAAGAUCCGCUAGAAAAUUUUUUUGGUCAAAUUAGAAGUCACGCGGUUCGUCAUAUUAACCCCACUCCUUCACAGUUUGAAGAGUCGUACAUCACUCUAUUACUAAGCAACAUGAAGUCAGUAUCUAUAGUUGGCGGUAAUUGCGAGGCCGUUGAUGAUAACUCUAUGUUGUUAUCAUUAGAAGAGUGUUUGAAAGGUGACUUUUCAGACGUGGAAGUGCAUGAUGUCGCUCGCAAUGACAAUGGCGAUGAUGAAGUGCAUGAUUUUAUAUCGAAUAAUACAGUAGAUAAUAGUAUUUCCGCGUCAUUUUCAGCUUAUUCUCGCGUAAUGAUAAUUUCAAUUCUAAAAAAAGUUAACAAUUGCUCGGAAUGCGAAUCAUGUUUCAAAAAUAGUGAAUUUUUUGUUUGCGCGAAACAAAUAGUCAAUCGAGUUUUUAAAUUGUUAAAAACGAGAAGUAAUAGGCGAAACAUUGCGAAAGAUUUUAUACAACAUUUUAAAGAAUGGAAUAGGAAUAUGAGUUGGCAUGAGUGUAUUGAGCAUAGUGAUAAAAUAUUUGAUAUUAUGAUUCACGUAAUUAUUGUUCAAUGUAUUAUU
Molecule: messenger RNA, 1786 nt
Organism: Harpegnathos saltator (Jerdon's jumping ant)
Lineage: Eukaryota; Metazoa; Arthropoda; Insecta; Hymenoptera; Formicidae
Exons: 3
Coding region: 20-1138 (372 amino acids)
Source: RefSeq, a predicted model, not a curated record